Eimeria acervulina is the source of this 693-nucleotide messenger RNA. RefSeq names its product proteasome subunit beta type 7, putative. The record is from RefSeq and is a predicted model, not a curated record. Lineage: Eukaryota; Apicomplexa; Conoidasida; Eucoccidiorida; Eimeriidae. The transcript is spliced from 3 exons. The coding region runs from base 1 to 693 and encodes 230 amino acids. Gene Ontology annotation, cellular component: proteasome core complex.
AUGGGUUCUGUUGAGCAGCUGCAGCUCCAGCUUGGGGGCUUUGACUUCAGCAACCACAGCCGCAACGUCUCGUUGCUGCUGCAGUCAACAGGAGCAGCAGCAGCGCCAGCAACAGGAGCAGCAGCAGCAGCAGCAGCAGCAGGAACAGCAGCAGCAGGAAAUGGAGGCUACCGCAUGCCUCCUCUGCGUAAGACUGGUACAACUAUAUGCGGGGUGGUGUUUAAUGGUGGGGUUGUCCUAGGAGCAGACACAAGAGCUACAGAGGGGCCCCUUGUAGCAGAUAAGAACUGCAACAAGCUGCAUAAAAUCAGCAGCAGCAUCUAUGCAGCAGGUGCAGGCACUGCAGCAGACCUCGAUCAUAUGUGUGAUUGGCUCUCCACUCAGGUGGAGCUUCACAGACUCAACACAUUCGCAAAGAGGCCUCGCGUGAGUAUGGCGGUUUGCGUGCUGAGCCAAGAGCUGUUCAAAUACCAACAAUUGCUGCGGCCGCUGCAGCAGCAGUUGCUGUUGCGGCUGCUGCUGCAUCUGCCGUUCUUUCGUGCUUUCUGCGCCCACAUCGUCUUCAACAGCAGCAGCAGCAGCAGCAGCAGCAGCAAUAACAGCAGCAAAAGCAAUAUCGCCACCACCGCCUCCAUCACCGGCAAUAUCCCACCAGCCUCAGCAGCAGCAACAGCAACAGCAGCAGCAGCAUAA